AUGUUCGGUUACUUUAAGCUCAUGUACCCGGCUCCACUGUCGGAGCCCAUUCGCACAAGGGACUCCAAUGCCUAUCUACUGGAGACGCUUCGCAUGUCGGGCCUGAACCUACGAAACGAUUUCGGCGUGGGACGCAAGAUCUGGCGGGUGUUCUCCUUCACCUACAACAUGCUGGUGCUGCCCAUCAGCUUCCCGAUCAACUACACGAUCCACCUGGCGGAGUUCCCACCCGAUCUGCUGCUGCAAUCGCUCCAGUUGUGCCUGAAUACCUGGUGCUUUGCCUUCAAGUUCUUUACGCUGGUCAUCUACAUGGCCCGCCUGGAGCUGGCCAACAAGCACUUUGACGAACUGGACGAGUACUGCGUGAAGCCCGCGGAAAAGCGCAAGGUGCGCGAUGCAGUGGCCGCCGUCACCAGGCUGUAUCUCACCUUCGUUUUGGUUUACGUUCUGUAUGCCACCUCCACGCUGCUGGACGGCAUGUUUCAUGACCGUGUGCCGUUCAAUACCUACUAUCCCUUCGUGAACUGGCGCCUCGAUCGCACCCAGUUGUACAUUCAAACUUUCCUGGAGUACCUAACCGUAGGCUAUGCCAUAUUUGUGGCUACCGCAACGGACUCUUAUCCCGUGAUCUAUGUGGUGGCCCUGCGCACACACAUUUUGCUGCUCAAGGACCGCGUCAUCCACCUGGGCGAGACCAGCAGCAAUAGCGAGGGUAGCAACGAUGCUGACUUCAUGUUCACAUCUCUGGUGGAUUGCAUCAAGGCUCACAGGACUUUGCUGAAUUUCUGCGAGGCGAUCAAACCGAUCAUCUCCGGCACGAUCUUCGCUCAGUUCAUAAUCUGUGGCUCCAUCCUGGGGAUUAUCAUGAUCAAUAUGGUUUUGUUUGCCGAUCAGUCCACACGCUUUGGCAUUAUAACCUACGUGAUGGCGGUGCUCCUGCAGACAUUCCCUCUCUGUUUUUAUUGCAAUGCCAUUGUGGAUGACUGCAAUGAGCUAGCAGAUGCUUUGUUCCAUUCGGCCUGGUGGAUGCAGGACAAGCGCUACCAAAGGGUGGCUCUCCAGUUCCUGCAGAAACUCCAGCAGCCCAUGACGUUCACGGCCAUGAAUAUAUUCAACAUUAAUCUGGCCACCAACAUCAAUGUGGCCAAGUUCGCCUUCACCGUCUACGCCAUUGCCAGCGGCAUGAAUCUGGACCAGAAGCUUCAGAUCCAGGAAACGCAAUAAAAGUAAAUGCAUUAAAGGUACA
Messenger RNA from Drosophila kikkawai, 1246 nucleotides. RefSeq names its product Odorant receptor 43b (gene Or43b). Gene Ontology annotation, cellular component: plasma membrane. Gene Ontology annotation, biological process: detection of chemical stimulus involved in sensory perception of smell; sensory perception of smell. Gene Ontology annotation, molecular function: odorant binding; olfactory receptor activity. NCBI's taxonomy places the organism in Eukaryota, Metazoa, Arthropoda, Insecta, Diptera, Drosophilidae. The record is from RefSeq and is a predicted model, not a curated record.